GACACAAGACCACUGAAUUUCUUUGUUUGGAGUCCACGUUAUGAACCCUUUCUGGAGCAUGUCUGCAAGCUCUGUCCGCAAACGAUCGGAUGGUGAAGAGAAGGCAUUAACAGGGGACGUGGUAACCAGCCCUCCACGCGCCGCUCCAAAGAAACAGCUACCUUGUAUUCCCAAAAACGCUUUGCCCAUUACUAAGCCUACAUCCCCCGCGCCAACAGCACAGUCCACAAAUGGCACACAUGCUUCUUAUGGACCCUUCUACCUGGAAUACUCCCUUCUUGCAGAAUUUACCUUGGUUGUGAAGCAGAAGCUCCCGGGGGUCUACGUGCAGCCAUCUUACCGCUCUGCAUUAAUGUGGUUUGGAGUAAUAUUCAUACGGCAUGGACUUUAUCAGGAUGGUGUAUUUAAGUUUACAGUUUACAUCCCUGAUAACUACCCAGAUGGUGACUGUCCACACUUGGUGUUUGAUAUUCCCGUCUUUCACCCACUCGUCGAUCCCACCUCAGGUGAAUUGGAUGUGAAGAGAGCAUUUGCCAAAUGGAGGCGGAACCAUAAUCAUAUUUGGCAAGUUUUAAUGUACGCACGAAGAGUUUUCUACAAGAUUGAUACAGCAAGCCCCCUAAACCCAGAGGCUGCAGUCCUGUAUGAAAAAGAUGUUCAGCUUUUCAAAAGUAAAGUGGUUGACAGUGUUAAGAUGUGCACUGCUCGUCUGUUCGACCAACCUAAAAUAGAAGACCCCUAUGCAAUCAGCUUUUCUCCGUGGAAUCCUUCUGUACAUGAUGAGGCCAGAGAGAAGAUGCUGACUCAGAAAAAGAAGCCGGAAGAACAGCACAAUAAGAGCGUUCACGUUGCUGGCCUGUCAUGGGUAAAGCCUGGUUCGGUGCAGCCUUUCAGUAAAGAAGAGAAAACGGUAGCAACUUAAGCGCUGGUGAAUCCGGUGCCCCGUGCACUUUCCUGCCGGCUGCGGGCCUGGUGAGAGCUGACCGGUGGCAGAGGGCCGCCAGAAGAGUAAAACUGUGCGAACAAGGACUGCUAUCUGUGUCCAUGGAUGCUUAGGUUCUAACAGCAAGUUUUGGAAACCUCUCUUUAAGUAAUGCAUUACUUCUGUCAGAAGUGUCUUUAGGGUGGUUAACUAGUUCAGUACUCCAAAUUAUUGGGGACCUCGAGGCUUAAGUAUUUUUCUGAAUAUAAUGUUAAAGGUAAGUUACAUUCAUUUACGCUAAUAGAGUAGACAGUUGGGCGUGCUAUCCAGUGGCUUUACACCCAUGGUUUCAGUUGUACAUAUGUUAGGACGCGGGAAAGAGGUAGAGAGAGAGCAGGUUCCAUAGCUUAUUAGCACUUGUAAGUGGAAGAUCAUCUGAACCUCAGUCUUCAGCCUACUGUCUCCCUGGUUUACCAGCCCCUGUCAUCACUGAGGUACAUGUUAGGUGAGGGAGAGGAAACCAGAACACUUGUUCAUGGUGGUUUGUUUUUUUUUUUUUUUAAGCAAAUUACUUACUGUAUUUUUAUGGCAGAAGGGAGAGAAAGUGUUAAAACGGUUUCUAAUGAAGUCAGAUAUUUAAAUGAUGAAUGACUAAUGUGUUUUGUAGAGACAAAAUAAACCAAUAAAUGAUUGCUUUUUGUCAUUUAUGCAGGAAACUAGCUACCCCUUUCCCAAUAUAACUAAACAAAGAUUAAUUUAUAAAUGCUUUAUUGAAAAAUACACUUAUUUUCAUAUAAAAUUACAGUAGCAGUAAGUAUCUUGAAGAGGUUUUAUAAAUAUUUUUGCAGACCACUAUUCUAACUGAACAGUGUAAGUUCCAUAUUUCUUUCAGAGCAAUAUGAAGUUACCCAGUAACUUGGUUUAUACUGAUUCAAUUUACAAUUGAAUUUUCUCCCUAAUAAGAUUAUUCAUUCAACUUUAAAACUGCUGGAACGAUAGUGAUUAAUAAAGGUAUAUAGAGAUAAUUCAACAGCUGUUAAAUAACAUUUCUAAUUUUUAUAAAUGGUACUAUGUACUAAUAAAAACCUAAAUUCUCCAACCUAUUUUUUAAACUGCCAGGAACACACCCAAAGAUAUUUUACGUUUAUCACCUUAAUAGACACGUGUCUUUCAGGAUAACUACCUCUUAAAGAAGAGGUCAGAAUUUUUCAUAUUCCCUUAAUUCAACUUGAUUUAAAAUCUUUACUUAGCCAACUGAUCCCUAUUAACAACAAAACACUGGAGAAUUAAAAACACAUGCCCAAAGGCAGCUACUGGGGCUUUAACAGUUUAAAAAAAGUACAAAAGCAUCAAAGAUGAUAUUGCAUGUUUAGCCUGGAAGUUUUGUACUUAAUAAAGUUCACAUUAUAGAAAGUGCCAUCGCAAAUAUACAGCAAAAUCUGGGUUACAAAACCAUGCUUUUUACAGCCCUAAAGUGCCACUUCUUAUACAAGUUCACUCACACAUUGCACACCAAACAACCCAGCACUUCCCACACCACCACACCUAAAGGGGAGAGGGAACAGUUACACCACGGGAACAGGAGACUGGGGUAAGAAUCUAGGGCCUCCGGAUCGGGGCUCUUGCCCUCUGUUGCAGGAAUGCAAAAACCUCCCACUCCUACCAGGCGUUUUGGGACAAACACCUAAGUUUUUGUUUUGCUUUUCGUGAGGGCCAGAAGCUGACCAUGAAACAGGUGGGAAUGAACCGAAAUACAGUCCCUCUGCUGGAGCACAUCCACAGAGACCUCUUACACAGAGGUGAGCACGCUCUGUUCUCUGCAGCUCUUGUAAAAGCUUUGCCGAAGAGUUAAAAAAAAAUCCACAUUUGGAUUCUAAGCAGUCUUGAUGGCAAGCACUGAGUGGUAGGAAAAAGGCAGCUGGGAUGAGUAGAAAUAUCCAAAGAGGAUACUGGAAGAUUAGGAAAAGAGCCCCAUACGCGAGCAUGCAUUAAAUGGUGCUGCUGGACAGGGUUUGUGAAAAGAUAAUUUCAAUACAACAGACUAACCUCAGUGAGAACCUCGGUCAUUAGCUACAUCUUGGAGACGGCGUAAUAAGGCAGAGUGAUUUUCUGGGCAAAUUCUUUUUGCGGGUGAUUCACUUCCAUCUUCCAAAAGUAUCCCUCUCUUUUUGGUUGGAGUUUCUCCUGUCCGUAUCAUACUGUUAAUUUCUCUCAGUCUCUAGAGUGGGGAAAAAUAGAUAACAAAACUUUAAAAUGCUAAUAAACAUAGUUCGGUGUUCAGUCCAAGAACCUUCGAAUGAAGAGCUUACCUUCAAGAGGAUGAACCUCUUUAUAAAGAAAAGAACUAAGCCGUAUAUCCUUCCGAUUUCACCCCUCAGCUGGCUGACUCUCCUGACUACCUGGGUCGGAGGGCAGAGUGUUUCUAUUGUGGACAAGCUCCAGGGGUGAUUCUGAUGUACACUUUUCCAAAAGUAAGAGAUUGCAAAUUUGUGGGUUGUUUUUUUUUUUACAAUAGGGAGCACCACCUUGCUAUGCCAUAUUUAGUCAACUCCCUACAUCUCCAUUGUCCUUUUUAAGGCUUUUUUUUUUUUUAAAGUUUAUUUGUUAUCAAGCGACAGAGACAGAACGUGAGGGGCAGAGAGAGAGGGAGACACAGAAUCCGAAGCAGGCUCCAGGCUCUGAGCUGUCAGCACAGAGCCCGCCGCGGGGCUCGAACUCACAAACUGCGAGAUCAUGACCUGAGCUAAAGUCGGUCGCUUAACUGAGCCACUCAGGCGCCCCUCUCCAUUGUCCUUUUUAAAAAAAGUAGUGUAAUUUUACACUGUAUUAUGCCUUUUUUCAGUCCAGUGUUAUGCAUUUAGUAGCUGUUCUCAACUGGAAUUUCACAGGACAAGUAAGCCUUACUUCCCUAAGGCAUCCAUUGUAGGUAAUUUAUUAGUAUGAUCUAGAAGGUACUCCCAUCCCUGGGAGAAUAGAGAAAAGUUAGGCAAAUUAUUUUCUGUGCUAUGUGGUGAUCAUGAGGAACCCUGAUUGAGAGGACCUACCAGGAUGCCAGAGAGACUGGACCGACAUAGAGUGCCUUCAGCAUUGUUUCUCCAAAGGCCCAAAAGUCAGUUACCACGUCAUUUUCUGGUAGUUUGUUGGUUACAGAUUCUUUUUUCACGGGUUACUUCAUUGUCCAUGUUUCCUUAUGGAAAAUAUACUCUGGUUAUUCACCUGAGUUUGUUACAGGAAACCUCAAACAGGAAAGUAGGGAGAAGAGUGUAAUGAAAUCCUCCCAUGGCCAUCAACCCACUUGACCAGUUCUGGCCAGUCUGACUUGAUCUACAUACCCUCAUUCAUUUCCCAGUCCCCACACUGUUUUAAAGCUAAUCCUAGACAUAUUUUAUUCAUAUUUUCUUUAUUUUGAACAAAUUUUUCUGAUGCUUUAAAUAAAAUCACAUGUUCUUUAUUAGCGUAUGCACUUUCUCACCUUCUCAAAUCUUAGCCAUCUUAAGAAAGCUUUCUUUUGACUUCUGCCCUCUUACGUUCCUAAUCUCUAGUCUACCGUUUACUUGAAUAUUCCUUAAAUUGUUAAUUGUAUAAAUGUUAUUUGUAUAUAAUGAAUACAUUAUAGGAUAUAACACAGUGUACAACUGUAUAACUUAAUACACAUAAGACAAUACAUACCAUACGUUUAUAUUAUAUACUAGUGUUAAAUAUAUUACAUAUAAUUUAUAUAGGAUACCCAGUAUCUCACACAUCACAAUUUUAUACAAUAUGUACAUAUUUAAAACACAAAUACUGAUUACAAAAAAUUCACACAGCAUAUGCCUAGAUUUCUUGUCCUCACCCAAUCCCCAGGAUAACUACUAUUAUCUUUCAUUCACUGAACAAAUCAGGCUACUGUAUAGCCUUCAGCUCUUUAGGAAUGCUCUCAAUACAAAUGUAAUUAUUACGUGUUUU
Messenger RNA from Panthera uncia (snow leopard), 4867 nucleotides. It is a transcript of the gene AKTIP, whose product is annotated as AKT interacting protein. The transcript has 9 exons. The record is from RefSeq and is a predicted model, not a curated record. Lineage: Eukaryota; Metazoa; Chordata; Mammalia; Carnivora; Felidae. The coding region runs from base 41 to 922 and encodes 293 amino acids.